GUUUUACCAUUCCUUCCGUCACUGUUGGUGCAGUUGACUUACUUAUUCUUGAAGUUAUUCUCGUAAUGGCUGCCACGCUCAACCCGUAGUGUAUUGGUUAUAUGAUCAAAACUGUGUUCUUUUAGUAAUUCAUCGUUUGUUUCGAACAAUGUGCGUGUGUAAACGGUUUUCGUAGAAAUCUGCUUAAAACGAGUCUUUUGAACCUUUUCGCUAGUAUAUGUGGACUCGGCGUUUAUGAAAUACAUUUAAAAAGGCUUUUGUACAUUACGUUUAAAACUAAAUCUGUGUAUUAUUGUGUGUCAAGUGUUUACUGAUAUAAAUAUGGAUUCAAGGUCUUCUUCAGCUCUGUUCAAACGAGCCGAACAGUUACAGAAAUGGAAAGAGUCGGAAACUUUUAAGCAGUCACCUAAUCCGAGACACGCGGCGAGAAUACAAUUUUCUACUGGAACAGUGUUUCUAGCAGCAUGUAAGGCUGGAGACAAAGAUGAGAUCCAGAGACUUUUGAAUAUGGGCGCUGAUAUCAAUACACCAAAUGUCGACGGCCUUACGGCCUUGCAUCAAGCGUGCAUUGAUGAUAAUAUGGACAUGGUGGAGUUCCUCGUCAGCCACGGCGCUGACGUCAACCGACGCGACAACGAGGGCUGGACCCCCUUACACGCCACAGCGUCUUGCGGAAUCGACAGUAUUGCGAGGUACCUGAUCGAGAACGGGUCGGACGUGGCUGCUGUAAAUUAUGAUGGGGAAUUGCCCAUCGACCUGGCGGAUAUUCCUGAAAGUAUGCGUGUACUGCUUAGACAGGCGAUAGAGUCGCAAGGGAUUGAUUGUGAAAAAUGCCGCAAAGCAGAGUCAGCCGCCAUGUUGACGGACGCCAAACAUUGGGCAGAAAAUGGCUAUGUUGAAGUGCGUGACCCGAAAACAGGAGGAACUCCCUUGCACGUGGCCGCUGCUAAAGGAUAUUUAGAAGUGGCGAAAACUCUUAUCGAAAAUUGCAAGGUUGAUGUCAAUUGCAUAGAUUAUGAAGGGUGGACACCUCUUCAUGCUGCAGCACUGUGGGGGCAGAAAGAAGUGGCUACACUUUUAAUCAAUAAAGGUGCAAACUUGGAUAUCAAGAAUUAUUCGGGACAAACCUGCGUGGAGAUUGUGGACCCGAAAAUCGCCACUUUUCUGAAAGAAGCGGCGAUGACUGCGCGUCGUAAGGGGCUUAUGGUAGACAACACAAGAGCAAGGACCGGCAGUUUUAAACGUCCUCAGCCAAAUCCUACUGGCGAGCACCAAAUGCCGACCUACGUUAACGGGGAAUCGCUUGCAAAACAAGCUGCCAACAAUCAAUUGGCACUAAGGCGAACGCACAGUUUCGAAACCGAUAAAACCUCUCAGCGUUACCGCACCGUCGCCGAACGCGUUAAAGCAUCAUCGUGCUCAUCCAUACCGCCCAUGGCGCCGCAGUCUAGCCUACCUUCUACAUCAGGCGAAGCUAAAAGGAAAACAUGCAAAAUUAACCGCCCAGCAGGCCAUACUAACAAGGAAGAACCAAACAGCAAUAACAACAAGGAAAAGAGUGAUACGACGCCGAUCUAUAAUUCCCCGCGUAGCGACAGCUCCUAUGUAACGAUCAGGAGGAAGACAUUCGUACCGCCGGUGCGUGAUGAUGAAAGUGAGACCCAAAGAAAGGCACACGCAAAACGUGUGCGCGAGACGCGGCGUUCGACGCAGGGAGUUACACUGGACGAGAUAAAAUCCGCGGAACAGCUCGUGAAAAACAAAAACAACGCCCCUGUUGAAGCUUCCACAUCAAGUGCUUGUAAUAAUUCCGAACCUCCAACCAAUAAUGUUAACGCCGACACCGAUUUGAGAGGCGCGAGGGCGAGUGAUGUGGCAGUAGCGGUGGCGCUGGCGUGCGUAAACGCUCGGGUCGCCCACCCGACCUACGCCUUGUCCUGCGCCCUGGCCGACGCCUCGAACUCCACCCCGCCCUUGCCCCCGGCCCCCGCCACCGCCGCGGCAACCAUCGCCGCGCAUAGCGACCGUCGCCCCGCGUGGCGGCUGCGCCUCGACCCCGCACACAAGGAGGUGGGUGAGGCGAGUACGGCAACGGUGGCACCACCACCCCAAGCGGCGACCGAGGCUACAGUUUAUGUGCGCCGCUCGCCUGCAUCUACUGCGACAGCUUCCUUGAACAGAACAGAAGACGAGAAGGAGACUGUGAAAAGAGAGAACGAAGCGACAGAGACGUGUUCGUUGGGUAGUGAUCUCGGAUUGUGCACUGUCGCGUCGCCAGCUACUCAGGCAGCGCAAAAUGUUAUCCAACGCCGCCGCCGGUCAAAGCGCCGCUCCACUGGCGUGGGACAAGUGGACUUUGAAGACUCCACCAACGACCGAGGUGCUAGCGGCGAUUUGGAAGAAGAAAAUACUGCCAUAAAAACCGAAUCAUCAAAUUGGGAGCAACCGAGAGAGGAUACAGCCUUAAAUUAUAAAAAACUUUACGAAGAUGCCAUGCUCGAGGUGAAAAAACUUCAAGUGCAGCUGUUCAACACUCAACAGAAACUGGCAGAAACUGAAGCAGUAAAGAAAGAAUACGAGCAGGGCAAUAAUGCCAUUAUGUACGAAAGUGAUAAACGAGAAAAAAGGGCAAUGAUCAGGAAGUUGUCCGAGAUGGAAGAGGAGUUGAAGAAUUUGACCUUGCUACAAGUGGAGACCCAGCGCCUGAGAGACGAAAACUCUGCUCUUAUCCGAGUCAUUAGCAAGUUGUCAAAAUGAAAGUCGCCUGUAGCUGUACCCCUCUACCCGCCCUACAUCAACUACGGCACAAUAACACAAGUGCCCAAAUCCUAUUUUAACGAUGUGUAAAUACUACCGUGUAAGCAACAAUUUAUUUAUAAUGUGUUUUUAGUUAUAGUUUA
This is a messenger RNA of Papilio polytes (common Mormon), 2900 nucleotides long. It is a transcript of the gene Mbs, whose product is annotated as protein phosphatase 1 regulatory subunit 12B. NCBI's taxonomy places the organism in Eukaryota, Metazoa, Arthropoda, Insecta, Lepidoptera, Papilionidae. Gene Ontology annotation, molecular function: enzyme inhibitor activity; phosphatase regulator activity; protein kinase binding. The record is from RefSeq and is a predicted model, not a curated record. The transcript has 17 exons. Gene Ontology annotation, cellular component: cytoplasm. The coding region runs from base 322 to 2757 and encodes 811 amino acids.